AUGGGCUGGCGCUGCUGGGUGUCCUGGGAAGGGCAGGAGCUGCUCCAGGCUCGGUUGCUCCAGGCUCGGCUGCUCCGGGCUCAGCUGAAAGCUCAGGUGCUGUAUGCUCAGUCGUGUACACUCAGCCGCUGUAGGCUCAGCCGCUGUAGGCUCGGUUGCUGUAGGCUCAGCUGCUCCAGGCUCAGCCACUGUAAACUCAGCUGCUGUAGGCUCAGCUGUAAGCUCAGCUGCUGUAGGCUCAGCCCCUGUAGGCUCAGCUGCUGUAGGCUAGGUUGCUGUAGGCUCAGCUGCUUCAGGCUCAGCCGCUGUAGGCUCAGCUGGCUCGGUUGCUGUAGGCUCAGCUGCUGUAGGCCCAGCCCCUGUAAACUCAGUCACUGUAGGCUCAGCUGUAAGCUCAGUCACUGUAGGCUCAGCCACUGUAGGCUCAGUUGUAAAUUCAACUGCUGUAGGCUCAGUUGCUGUAGGCUCAACUGCUGUAAGCUCAGCCGCUGUAGGCCCAGCCCCUGUAAACUCAGCCGCUUGCCACCCCUCCGGAGCCCCACACGAGUCACCGUGGAGCAGCACAUCACUGUGACCUCCGAGCACUAA
Messenger RNA from Catharus ustulatus (Swainson's thrush), 588 nucleotides. RefSeq names its product keratin-associated protein 4-3-like. Gene Ontology annotation, cellular component: keratin filament. The transcript is spliced from 3 exons. The coding region runs from base 1 to 588 and encodes 195 amino acids. Lineage: Eukaryota; Metazoa; Chordata; Aves; Passeriformes; Turdidae. The record is from RefSeq and is a predicted model, not a curated record.